AUGCCACAAAAAACUGACAGUAUCGGCACGUCAAAUGAAAACAACCCUAUAGUAAAUGGCAAACCAAUGUUUAACGGUACUGUGGCUAGUCCAGAACCCAUAAAGAGUCCUCAACAAAAGAACAUAACUAUACUUGAAUCAACAAUUUCGCGACGAUUAUCCACAACUACAGAUCGUACGUUGGGAGUGGUCUCAAAUCCCAGUCGAAGCAAUUCCCGACAAACCAAGAAUGCUACAACUUCAAAAGUUGACGACCCAGUUGGUAAUUUUCGUUUGUCGAUUGACGAAUCUGUAAUUUCAGCAUUGUUGGACUGUGCUUAUGCUGACGUUAAACAUGAAGUUUUGGGCUACUUGGGUGGUACAUGUGAUGUAGAUCGAUCUGAAAACACUAUUGUUAGUCGUGUUAAUCAAUUCGUUGCAUCAGAAAGAAUUGUCACUUCAUUAUUGACUGAUGAGGUGCAAGAAAUGAUCAACUCACGUGAAAAUGCCAUUCAAAUCUUUUCCGAUAAUAAUUUAGAAUUUGUUGGGUGGUAUCGAAGUGCAGGAUUUAUUAUCAACAUAUCGACCACAUCUUGCCCUUCAAUCGGUUCAAAGGGAAUAGGUGUAAACGGACUAGUCAAUUCAAUAAGCGUUUUUAGAACUUUUGAAUCGUCUAGUAUGAACGGUGAUAUUAAUAAUUCGGUACCAUUAGUUAAUAGAACGAAAGCUGGUAAAAUAUGGAAGGGCAAAGGGAAAGCGAAUUUGAAAGCAAACAAGGUUUCCUUUAAUGUAAAUCGUCAAAUGUAUAUUUGUCCGAACGUUAUGCAACAUUUAAGCUGCGCAUUGAUGACAGUUCUUCGAGAAACAAGACAGACUUAUGCCGGGCAAGUUUUAGAGUGUGAGAAUAGGAAUGGUCAAAGAAUAUUCAUCGACUCUCAGUAUGAAUCUUUUUUAAUGAAUUUUCUAAGGAAGAGUGUUCUACAGUUUGAUAGAUCAAUAGAUCAAGAUUUUAGGACGCUUGCAUUAGCCAAACUUCAUAUUAAAUCAUUAAUAUCAAAGCGCGUUAAUGAUACUCUGGCGAUUUUACAGAAAAAUACAGAUAUCAACGACAACGAAAAGCUUUCAAAACGACGGAAACUUGAUAAAUUAAUUGAAAAGUUGGUCACACAACGUAUGGAUAAACGCGAGAAGGAAAUGAGAAAAUUGGAGAAUGGAGAUGAUGUAGUUCAAUGGCUUAAUUCAAAAUCACAAAAUGAUGAGAAAACUGUGGAUGAGGGUGCUACAUUUAAUAACUCUACAUUGUCAAAGUUGGAACAAUCACAGAAAACUUCGGUUCAUAAUAAAUCUGUUAUUGAAAGUUCGGAAGUAUUGACCUCUUCCACUUCUAACCAUUUGGAACAGAAAACGAUGUCGACAUUUAAAAAAGAAUCUUCUAUACUGCCUCAACCAAAUAACACUAAAUUGAAAAAUGAUAAAGUGAAAGAGAAUGUUGAACCGGAUCAUGAUGUGGUUGUAAUUGAAUCUGAUUCGGAAAUCAGCGUCGGAAAAUCUGAAGGAAAGUCAUCAAAAUCACUUUUGAGAAAGCCCAGUCUGGAUUCAUCACAGCUUAACCCAAUUUCAAAAAGACUUAAAUCUUCAGAAUCAAGUCUUCCUAAUGUAUAUUAUAUUGAAUCUGAAUCCGGGGGUUCUAAAUCGAUAUUUGGUUCCAAUCAUGUUCAAGUGAAUGGAACUUCAUCUUCACUUCAAUCAAAUAAAGGCUUACAUAUAUCACCGUUUCUAUCAAAAUCUUCAACUUAUCCUUCUUCCUCACCUAUGCCUAAUUCACCACCAUCACAUGAAUUGAAUGCAACUAUUCGGUCACCUACGUCCCCUAAUGGGAACAAGACUGUUAAUGCUUCUCAAAGUUCUGGAAUACAUUUACCAAGUAUUCAAGGUUUAUUGGAGAUUUCAAGUCUCGCACCAACGUCACCGAAUUCUUUACCUAUAGUGGUUGUAGACCCGAGCCCUACCAUCGUGCAACCUCCUUCUUUCCCUACUCCUCUUUUACCAUCAUUUCAACACAGUCAUUAUUAUUCAUAUAAUCAACAGUCAAGGACAACGUCGCCACCGAAUACAUCACCAAUACAGCAUCAUUUAAUUUCCAUUAAUAAUAAUAAUACAUCUACUGGAUCAACCUCAACCAAUUCAAGACAUUACAUCCCUAUUGCUCCAUCACCAAUUUCAACAACAGGAGGAAGGAAUCGACCACCAUCUACUUUACAAACAUCUACUUCACAAACAUCUACUUCAACAUCUAUUUAUGGCAGCGAUACAACAAAUCAUUUAACAUUUCCUCCAACGGAAUCAGAUUAUCAAUGGCAAUUAUAA
Funneliformis geosporum is the source of this 2346-nucleotide messenger RNA. Lineage: Eukaryota; Fungi; Glomeromycota; Glomeromycetes; Glomerales; Glomeraceae. The record is from the annotation of a GenBank genome assembly.